ACUAAUUAUUUAAACGUCUCUCCUGAUCAAUUCACCGAAAUCGAGCGUGAGCGAGAGAAGCAACGCCGGAAGUUCCGUUUUCGCCGCUACAAUGCCAAUUCCCGGAUCUUGAUCAUCACAAUCCCAACCCGUCUACAUGAGGCCCUUCACCUGGGACUUUAUUCCUCGUAUCUCCGAAGUACUACGGAGAAAAGUUAGGUGGGUAUUGGGUCAGCUACAUUUCGAGCAGAACAAGGUCAUCCUAAAGGAGAUGGCGGAGAAGGCGAUUCGACAGGCGGUCCACGGCCGGAACGUGUAGGAGCAGGUAAUUGGCCAACACUAGUCAUUGAGGCUGGACACUCCGAAACAUUACCCGAGCUUCACAAGGAUAUGCGGUGGUGGUUUCAGACAUCAAACCACGAGGUCAAGAUUGUCAUUCUGGCGAAAUUUGACGACGAGCAACACCACAUUUUGCUAGAGAAAUGGGAAGAAGAAAUCUCGAUUCCACAAGGAGCGAUCAUGCGGAGUCGGGCUGCUCCUAUAUCGCAGCAGAAUGGUGUUCUCAACCCAGUGAAACGGCAGUCAAUCACCAUCAUCCGCGAUGAGACAACAAAUCCAGUAUCGUACAAUGUUACUAGGGGGGCAUUAGUACUAGGAUUUCGACUUCUUUUUCUUCGCGAUCCGGCCCGCAAGAGGGAGAUUUUGUACUUAGCAUUGAGAGCCUGCAGCAGUAUGCAGAGAAUGUCUGGGCUAAGCUACCGAGAUCAGACUAGCCAAUCAGAAAUUAAUAUUAAUGACCUAGCAUA
This is a messenger RNA of Lasiosphaeria miniovina, 785 nucleotides long. RefSeq lists its product as uncharacterized. The transcript has a single exon. NCBI's taxonomy places the organism in Eukaryota, Fungi, Ascomycota, Sordariomycetes, Sordariales, Lasiosphaeriaceae. The record is from RefSeq and is a predicted model, not a curated record. The annotation marks the transcript as partial.